AUGGAAGGAAAUUCCGAAUCAACGAACUUAUCUUUUCCCAAACUUGGAGCAUUCAACUACGAUAGUUGGAAGUGUGACAUGAGAGUGGCUCUGAUGGAUCGUGGAAGUUGGGAAUUCGUCGGUGGAGCUGAACCACCAUCACCGCCUGUAGACACUGCCCCAGAAUCGGUUAAACAGAAUUUCGAGAUAAAGAAAGCUAGAGCUCAUUCUACAAUAUAUCAAGGUGUUGAACGUCAAUUUUUGAAGUUGAUUCAGUCUACGACAGAUGGGAAGAAAGCUUGGGACAUUCUAAAAGAAAAUUUUGAACCUAAAUCAAGAGCAAGAAUUGCUAGCCUGGUAGAUGAAUUUUACGAAUUGAAAUUUCAGCCAAAUGAAGAGGGGAUUGGAAUAUUCUGUCAACGAGUUCGAGAUAAAAGUGCACAGAUUAAAGAAGCUGGAUUCGAGAUUCCCGAACUAUUAGUAUGUUUCCAGAUAAUAAGAAAACUUCCGGAAGAAUAUGACAAUUCAGUAGAGAUCUUAUAUCGUUUAAAGGAUUCGGAAUUUACAAUAAAUAAUAUUGAGAGUCAAUUGAUCAGCGAAUCCGGCAGACUCCAACUAAAAGCUCGAGAUAGUGGGUUCGAUUCAGUUACAAAUGCUUACUUAGUUAAAACAGACAUGAAAUCAUCAAGAGAAAGGAAUUUAUCGAAGAACAAAGACAUUCCACACAGCGGAAGCGGUCUGGCCCGGAGAAGUACGCAAGAAAUUGGAUACAGACGAAACUUGCAGAGCAAAGGAUAUCGACAUAAAAGUAUGGGGCCGUGUUUCAACUGCAAUAAACAAGGUCAUUAUUUAAGAGAUUGCAGAGCAAGCAAAACUGCAAAUAAGAUGCAUGAUCGUCAAAGUGUGAGGCAAAAUCCCGCUUCUGGUCUUUUCUAUACGGAUAUUGAAAUUAACGAAGAAGUUGCCGAGGUCGAAAGCACGGAACUGGAUUUAGAAGAAUGA
Parasteatoda tepidariorum (common house spider) is the source of this 981-nucleotide messenger RNA. RefSeq lists its product as uncharacterized. Lineage: Eukaryota; Metazoa; Arthropoda; Arachnida; Araneae; Theridiidae. The record is from RefSeq and is a predicted model, not a curated record.